UUUUUAUCAGAAGCCAAAAACUUUGAUCCAAACGCUUAUAGCAACUUAAAGGAAAAGACUGAUAAAGGUCGAGAAAACCAAAGACAUGUAGCAUGUUGGGAGAGAAUUUGGAGAGAAUGUAAGUUGCGGCAGGAGCUUCAGGAACAUCAAAAAGAAAAAAUUUAUUAUACUCAAUUGAUCAACGCUCUAGAUGAGCAAAUAAAGAUAAUAAACGUGAAGUUUGUGGAAUAUCACAAUAAUGAUGGUAGACCACUACCUGAGGAACAUGAUCUGCCGGCACUAGAAACCAAUUUGUCAGCAUUACCAUCCUCAUCAUCCUCAACCAGGAAAACUAGUCCGCUAACACUAUCUGGGGGAACUAAUUUACAAACAUUAGUAUCUGGAAUAACUGAUUCAGGAAUACAACAUGGAUCAUUAGAACUAGUAGAAAGUGAACAUCAAACAAAACCACCACUUCAAAAUGAUUUUAACAAUGAUCCAUCAGAGAAAGCUGUGCAUGUGUCAGAUAAUAAUAAUACCGAGCUCUUGCCAGAGGGAAAUAAAUUAGGUAUGAUCGAUGAAUCUUAUCCGAAUAAUGGAGAUGCAGUUGUUUUUGAAGACAAUGGGUUAAACGCUGAAGCAAAUUUAAUAGUUGAAGAACAAGCUAAUACUAAUAUAGGCACAGAGCCAUCAGAGAAAGCUGUGCAUGUGUCAAAUAAUAAUGAUACCGAACCCUUGCUAGAGGGAAAUAAAUUAGGUAUGAUCGACGAUACUAUCGUUUUUGAAGGCAAUGGGUUAAACUCUGAUAAUGUAGUGAUUUGUGAUAAUAAUGAAGAUGGCAAUCUGCUAGCACCAUUAUCAUCUGGGAAAACUAAUCUGCAAGCACCGUCAUUUGGGGAACUUAGUAUUUUAGCACCAUCAGAAAUUAAUCUGCAAGCAUCGUCAUUUGGGGAAACUAAUCUGCAAGCACUGUCAUUUGGGGAAACUAAUAUGCAAGCACCGUCAUUUGAGGAAACUAAUUUGAUAGCACCGUCAUUUGGAGAACCUAGUAUUUUAGUACCAUUGGAAACUAAUCUGCAAGCACCGUCAUUUGGAGAACCUAGUAUUUUAGUACCAUUGGAAACUAAUCUGCAAGCACCGUCAUUUGGGGAAACUAAUCUGUCAGUACCAUCAUCUGGAGAAUCUAGUAUUUUAGCACUAUCAUCACCUGGAGAAACUGAUCUAACACCAUUAGCUGGGGAACACAAUUCUUGUUCUCAUCGUCGUCGAAGUCCACGAGAUAGCACAUACCGCCCUCGUGCAAGUAAGCAUCGAAAACACGAAUCCAGCUCACUAGCAUCACCACCCCAAACACCUGACAGUUAUUCUGAUGAAUGUGCGAAAUGUAGUAUUCAUUGUCCAAAUGAGUAA
This is a messenger RNA of Racocetra persica, 1389 nucleotides long. The record is from the annotation of a GenBank genome assembly. NCBI's taxonomy places the organism in Eukaryota, Fungi, Glomeromycota, Glomeromycetes, Diversisporales, Gigasporaceae.